This is a messenger RNA of Trichoderma asperellum CBS 433.97, 685 nucleotides long. Lineage: Eukaryota; Fungi; Ascomycota; Sordariomycetes; Hypocreales; Hypocreaceae. The record is from RefSeq and is a predicted model, not a curated record.
GCUCUCUCGGCCUGUAGACAACAACAAUGCAGUAUAUUACUCUAACAAUAUGAAGCAUAAGAGGUCAUCCAACAAAUCCGUCAGCUUAUGUCCUUUAUCUCCCAGUCUGGCCUUAAAACGUUACUCAGUCUAUGUAAUCAGCCAUCUACUUUGUACCGCACGUAGACUUAAAUCGACGGCUCAUCUUCCGACCGAUAUGGACAAGGCGGUUCUAAGAGGCCCCCAAGUACGAUCAGCUAAUCGCAUCACAACAAUAGUAAAGCUAUUUGUAAACAAUUCGCAUAAGACUGGUACAUUUUACUCUAAAGAAAAGCUUACCACUUAUCAUAAGCCAUCUACUGUAGAUAAGGAACUGUAUGUCUCAGACACUUUCAGUCCGUGGGAUUUCGCAAGUGUUUUAUAUCUGCCUUUUUUUUUUAAUACUACUAUUGCUCCGAACUACUAUACGCCUUCCUUUUAUUUUUCCCCUUGUCCCCUUGCAUUCAAAACCCGUCUCGGAUGUUGCAUCCGUCCUUUCCCGCUCCAUCCGCUGCCAUCUAGGCUGCGACAGUGAGCUCGCAAAGAGUAAAAAGCCCACUGCGGAUCUAUCCAUAGCCUCGCCUUGCCUCGCCUCCUUUUUUUCCCCCGUCUUCCGCGGCGGAAGUGGUGGCGGUGAUUCUUGAUUCAAUGACCCUGAGGAAAUCAG